Delphinapterus leucas (beluga whale) is the source of this 5093-nucleotide messenger RNA. The record is from RefSeq and is a predicted model, not a curated record. NCBI's taxonomy places the organism in Eukaryota, Metazoa, Chordata, Mammalia, Artiodactyla, Monodontidae.
AAUUUAAAUGGGUCACAGUCAUCCCAGAAUGUAAAAGUAAAACAAACCCUAGAAAGGAGAGAAGAACAUAGGCUCAGAGUUAAAGUGACCAUAGUGAGAUGUAUUUCUCUGCAGAAGGUUUAAAUUUGAAGAGAGUUUAGUCAGUCCUGGCACUCAUAUCUCCACUGGCUGUUAUUUGUCUUUAUGACAAAGUCCAGUCUCCUCACUGUGUCUACACAGCCCUGUAUCAUGCUCAGGGCCCUGCCAGUGUCUCCAGCCUCAUCUCGGGAAGUGACCGUUUCCUCAUGGUUCACUCUGCCCCGCACACAUUCACCUUUUUUCUGCUCCCAAACCCCAACACGUUUUCUGUCUCAGAUCUUAGUUCCUGUUCUUGCCAUUGGCCUUUAAGUCACCAUGGCUCAGGCCCUUUGUCCUCCACAUCUUACUUCAGAGAUGUGUCCACUUCCCCUUCCUCCGACAACCUCUGUGAAAUUACCCAGGUUUUACUGCCUCUGUAUCAGUCACCCUCAACAGAAAUGUACUUGUGUAUUGAUUAUUGUUAGUCUUUCGUGCUUAACCUCCAUUGAAGGACGCAGUGUUCAUCGUCUUCCCAGGGUCACUGCGACCUCACUCCGGGGAUGUUUUCAAGGCUAGGAUUAUUGAUUGGGCUGAGCACACCUCAGGAAAUAUCAAGGUGCCAGGGCAGGUCAUGAGGAUGGCUCUCACACUUGUUUUGGACAUUUCCACUCUAAUUGAUCCUUACCUUAUGUGUCUGUUUACUCAAGAGCAAAAAGAUGUAGGGAGGCCUAAAAAGUCCUGUACAGCUGGUGUCCUCAAGCAGUGGGUGACGUGUUCCCAUGUUUAGUGUGCUGUGUCAGUGCUCUGCUGUAGCCCCCAGGCGUUCCGGGCUGUGCACAUCAGGUGACCAGUCGCCACCUUGGACAGGAGCCUUGCCUCCCGGCAGGUCAUCUGCUCAGAGUCCAGGAUAGUGGUUUCCCUGUGCUAAGGGUGGGCAGAAGUCUGCAGCCUAAUGGGGCAUGAAGGAGGCCUCCCUCAAAGAGCUAGGGUAUCUUUUAAUUACCUGUGAGUGGGUAGAACAGGAGUCAAGAAACUUGGGAACUGUCUGCUUUGAGUCUCCGUAAAUGAACUCAAAUGCCUUUGUAACUGGACUUGAUGACGUUCCCAAUUGUUGGUCAGUUCUCCCAGGAUGGCCGACUUCUUGACCUUCAUAAUGAAUGGCCAGUGUCCUUUGGGUGGCAGCUUGUGUGUAUUCCUGUUGCGAUGGCUUUGCUGAGAGGUCCUUGUGCCUUUUAGCCCUGUUUGCCCAUGAGUGCAUGGAGGAGAGGCAGAACAGUUGGGAAGUUGGAGGGGAGCCUGUAGGGGUCUUCAGGAGGGAUGUGGCAGCCAGUGUGGGCUUCAAGGUGAGCCAAGUGAAUGGUGUGGGCACCUGUCCCUUGUGGGGUCAAGGCAUCUGGAGAGCUAUUUGAAAGGGAUGUCUUAAUUGUGGUUGGAGAACCUUGAGGUGGUUUGUGUAGUUGUGGGCUUCAUUACACGAACUGAAUUGCUAUAAAGUCCUAGCUCAGGUUCCCUGGGACAUAGAUGCUGAGACUGAGGACUGCAUGCAUUGGUUGCAUUGAAUAACUCAUGGUCACACCUGAGUAGGAAUGAAGGCAGUGGAUUUAGAAAGACAAACGUUUUCCUCCUAUGCUCUUAGAGAUAUGACCUGAGCUGUGCGAACAGCACGCUCUGGGUACAGGUGGAUGGACACCAUGGUCCUGAGGGAAUGGAUCUAUAGGGUGCCCCACAGAAUCCACUCUAUACAUUGACUCACAUUGGGUCUUUUGAGAGUGGGAGAAUCAUCGUGCAACCCUUAAAGUGAUACACAGAAAAUUUUAGAGAUCAUUUUGUGGGUUGCCUUUGGUAUUUUUGAGCAUUUUAUUGUGUAAGUGAAGACCAUUUCAGAUGCACUUUGAAAGAUACAGUGGAGAAUUUGGACCAUUUCAUUGGGAGAGGUUGUGGUCUGACUGUGGCAUGUGCAUUAUUGCAUGUGUCUCUUUUUUAAUUAGUAGGUUUUGGAGAUGACAGUGUUUGGGCUGGAAUUGUAAAUGAAAAUAUGGUAUCUUAGGUUUAGUGGGUCCUUGGGUGUCUUCACAUGUAAUUUUUGUGAUAAUUAUUACACAGUGUAUAUAUCUGCCAAAUAAUCACAUUGUAUAUCUUAUAUGUACACCAUGUUUAUUCAUCAACUAUACAUUAAUAGAGCUUGGGUAAAAAAGAACGUGGGAGGUGUGCUGGGCUCACCCCCUCUAGGUGGUGUUCCACCCAGACGUCACAUUGAUUUGAGGAAGGCAUCUUCAUAUAUCCCCUUCAUAUAACAAGAGGGUUGCUUUCCAGUAGUAUGGAUGGGGCCCAACAUCAGUAAUCCUUUAAGUGCCCCAGGAUGUUCCAAUCCGGAUCCCUCACUGAGCAUCGUGACUCUGAGUCCCCCCGUUUCUGAGGGCUGAGGUCUGGGCUGAGGGUGAGAGCUCUGCUCUGCGUGGGGAUGGAUCAGGGCUAGUCUGUGACCUGAAGGGGAUCGUCGGGUCCAGCUGAGGUGCCCGCUGCUGCUGGGUACGUGAGGGCCUCACCAGGAGGGGAGCCUGAUCUGAAGGAAAGGGUGGGAAAACUCACUGGUUGGUCUCUGUGUGGGAGUUACUGUCCUGAGUCCCUCCUGGGACAGUGGGCAGCAGAGGACCGUCUGUUCCCCAUGCUGAGGGCUUCCCUGUGCGUGUGGUGGUGACUCAGGAAGGGGGUGUGUUGAUUCUAAGCGUUAAACAGCAUGUUUUCAACUCUCAGGGUAGACCUCUAAAGAGUCCUGUUGUCUAACAAAGAAGCCGUUAAGAGAAGGAAAAGAAAAGGAGUCAGGAAUGGCUGUUUCUGAGGGUCAGUUGACACUGAAUGAUGUGGUCAUCGAAUUCUCUCAGGAGGAGUGGGAAUGCCUGGACCCUGCUCAGAGGGCCUUGUACAGGGACGUGAUGUUGGAGACCUACAGAAACCUGAUCUUUGUGGAUAUCUCUCAUAUACAUGUGAUCAAGAAAUUACAACUAAAGUCAAACACCGAUAAAGGUGGAGUAUUCCAAACAUUGAUGUUGGAAAGACAUGAAAGCCAGGGAAUCAAACAUUUUUACCUCCCGGAAAUUCAGGAAAAUACGUAUGACCAUGGUUUUCAGUGGAGAGAUGAUGGAAGAAGUUACAAAAAUAUCCCCAUAUCCUGUCACCAAGAUGUCACUGAUAGAAGUCCACAUGGUGGAAGGGAUGCAAAAAACAAGCCUACUGGAAAUAGACUUGUGCUAAGCCUUCAGGAUGAACUGCAUAUGUUUAAAAGUAAACAGAAAAUUGAUGAAUUUAAUAAAGCUGUUAAGAGUAUCAGCAGUAGUUCCUCAUUUUCACCACUUCAGGGAAUUUCUCCUCCUGUCCAAAACAACAUUUCUAACAGAUAUGGGAGUGAUUUUAUGCAUCCUUCAAUGCUGACACAAGACCAGAGCCCACACAGGGAAGUACCUUACAAGUGUAAUGAGUGUGGCAAAACCUUUCAUCAGGUCUCAAAUCUCAGGAGUCAUCAGAGAAUCCAUAUAGGAAAGAAAUUGCAUAAAUGUGGUGUAUGUGACAAGGUCUUUUGCCGAAAUUCAUACCUUAUAAUUCAUCAAAGAGUUCAUACUGGAGAGAAACCUCACAAGUGUAAUGAGUGUGGAAAGGUCUUUGAUAAGAAAGGAAGUCUUGCAGUUCACCAGAGAAUUCAUACUGGAGAGAAGCCUUACAAAUGCAAUGAGUGUGGCAGAACCUUUCCUAUCGGCUCAUACCUCAAAAGACAUCAGAUAACACACAUUGAAGAGAAAUUAUAUAAAUGUGAUAUAUGUGGCAAAGUCUAUCGUCAGAAUCUAUCCCUUCAACGUCAUCAGGGAAUUCAUACUGGAGAGAAAACUUACAAAUGUAGUUUUUGUGGGAAAACCUUUCUUUGUGGCACAGACCUCAGGAAACAUGAGAUAAUCCAUCCAGGAGCAAAAGCAUAUAAAUGUGAUGUAUGUGAUAAAGUCUAUGGUCAAAAUUCAUACCUUAAAUGCCACCAGAGAAUUCAUACUGGAGAGAAACCUUACAAAUGUAAUUUGUGUGGGAAAACCUUUUUUUUUAAAACAGGCCUCAGGAAACAUGGGAUAAUCCAUACAGGAGCAAAACCAUAUAAAUGUGAUGUAUGUGGCAAAGUCUUUAAUCAAAAAUCAGUCCUUGUGAAUCAUCAGAGAAUUCAUACUGGAGAGAAACCUCACAAAUGUAAUGAGUGUGGCAAGUUCUUUCGUGAGAAGCAAACCCUUAGAAGGCAUCAACAAGUUCAUACUGGAGAGAAACCUUACAAAUGUAAUGAGUGUGGCAAGGCUUUUAGUAUGAAAGGAAACCUUGCAGCUCAUCAGAGAAUUCAUACUGAAGAAAAACCUUACAAAUGUAACAGCUGUGGCAAAGUCUUUCGUGAGAAGCCAGCUCUUAGAAGGCAUCAACGAAUUCAUACUGGAGAGAAACCUUACAAAUGUAAUGAGUGUGGCAGAGCCUUUCGUGAGAAGCCAGCCCUUAGAAGGCAUCAACGAAUUCAUACUGGAGAGAAACCUUACAAAUGUAAUGAGUGUGGCAGAGCCUUUCAUGAGAAGCCAGCCCUUAGAAGGCACCAACGAAUUCAUACUGGAGAGAAACCUUACAAAUGUAAUGAGUGUGGCAAAGCCUUUAGUCAAAGUUCAACCCUAUCAAGUCAUUGGAGAUUACAUACUAGUGAGCAGUCUUACAGAUAUAAUGAGCAUGGCAAAUUCUUCAGUGUGAUUUCAAGCCCAAGUUAAUACCAUCGGGUAAUCUAUAUUGAAACGAAGGAAUUUAGGACAAAGACAGGUUUAAAGACUCACGCAGUUCCAUCCCAGCAAGUGGCUGGAUCAGGAUACGGAGCGGGUUGUGUGCUGUAAUCGUGAGUAAUGAUUAUUCAGUAGUAAAGCUGUUUCCUUUCCGUAUUGCCCAGGUGGAGGAAAUUUAUUGGUCUUACAUUUUGGUUUUGUUUGUAAUUGUAUUUCCCCACAGUGUUGAUGUGAAAGAAAGAUUAUUUAUUG